UCGAGUGCGACCGCAGGAAUAAGCUCGAUUUGGUCGCGUGUUGGCCUCGAGAAUAGGUCAGGAGGAGAGCAAGUGCCACGGCCACGCCCACGAGAUGACAACCACGCAGCAACAGGAGGAAACGGGGGAGGAGGAGCAGAAGCCAUCAGUGUCGCAGGCAGCGGCUAAUAAUAAUCAUAAUUCGCAGCGGUUUCUAGAUGGCAUCGUAAAUCACAGGGCUGCUGAGUCAGCCGUGUUUUGCUGGUCAAAGGCGGCGCCGGAAGUGCUCGGAGUGGCAGGGCGAUUUCCGCUUGGCCCAGGAAUCAUCUGGCCAGCCGGUUCUCCCAUGAAUCACGCACAAGGUGGCGGAAGCAGGGGCAUAUGUAAGCCAUAUUUCCAACCGAGGCAGUCAGGAAAGUUUCCUAUUUAUCUAAACUUAACGCCAAACCAGGGAUUUCCCUUGUGUCAAUGGGAAGUAGCCAAUAGUUAUCAACUUAAGUCGGAAAACAUCUUGAUUUCAAGUGAAACAGAGUUUUUAACCGCACAUAAAGUAUACGCACAGUGCACAGCCAGCUUUCCUCUGCAACAAGUGUACGCACCGUGGAACCUAAACUUUCCCGAACUGCUGCAGUUGCCGCGCAAGAAUUCCGAUGGCGCCUUCCCAGAAAUCAGCAUCACCAUGACCCGUCGACGCGGACAGGUGGCCACCAGCUCACCCGCCGAGCAGGCGCCCCAGGAAUUUCCCAUAAUUAAAAAACGAUUUGUUAGCUUUCCCAAUUAUCGAGCAAUGCCUCAGGAUGGGCCGCAGCCACAGCCACAUCCAAAUCCACCCACCGCCGCCACAACAACAACGAUGACGCAGCCGGACCUCGCCAAAGUCACCGAAAUAGAUGAGAUCAGCGGCGCCGGCGGAGGAGGAGGUGGAGGAGGCACUGCUGUACAUAAGGUGCCGCCGAUGUUUGAUAAUGAACUCGAGGCCGAGGAGCAGGCGACGACGUCGGAGGAGGCAUUAAACUUGAACGUGGCAAGGGAAAUCGAGCAUCAACAGGCGGAAAAUCUUAAUGACGCCUUCGGAGAGAGGCGACACGACCACAGCCGCAAAAACGACGACGCCAUUACCAUUACCAUGGGGGAGGCCAAAAAUAAACGCGAAAUAUGCGAGCAAAGCAAAUUAGAGAAGGCCGAAGAUCAUAAUGAGCCAAAUAUGAGAGAUCUCGGCGAGCAGCAGUCAAUAUGUUUGGCCAGGGAGCAGACAAUAGAUGGGCAUCAGCAUCAGAUCGGGAAUGGGGAUCGGCAGCGGCAGCGGCAUAGGAAUAGCAACCACCAGCAGUCCGGCGAUCUCUCAGACGUCCGCGAAUCGUCGCCAGAGCAACUAGACGGGAAUCUCGGUCGGCAGCUGACCCGCGAGCGCAAUCCGAAUCCGAAUUCGAACCCAAAUCCGAAUCCGUGUCCGAAUCGAACCCUGCCAAAUAUAGAAUUACUAAAGAGUUCCGUGCGCGUCUUCCUCGCCGAGAGGAACUGGGAUUGGGACUGGGAGCUGCUCGACCUUCUGACCGACGCCAUCGAACUGAUCUGUGGACAGCCAAAGGAGCAGGAGCAGCAGCAGCAGGAGACGGGGAACCUUUGGAGCGAGUCACCGGUCGCCGGAGCGGACAUGACCGUCAGCAAAGUCAGCGAAGAGCGGGAUACAGAAACGACCGUCGACGUUUAUCCCGCCGAGCAACUCGAUCACCAGCCGGCGGAGCAGGCGGAUGACAACAACACUAGCACUAUAGAAUCACCAUCACCCAGCGACAUGAAGUACGAGCUGAAGACAGCCAGUGCAGCACUGCCCAGCCGGAGGAGUCCGCCAAGAGAAUCACCAGUCAGCAGAUUGACUGCCACCAGUCGUAUACGCAAUGUGGAGCCAAGUGCUCCUCCCUUGACUCAUGCUCCUCUGCUGGGGGACCUAAAGCGCAGCUCCAUCAGUCGCGACAGCAUCUCCUCCAUCGAUGCGGACUCAGUGCUCCCGGAGAGAACACGUCUGCGACGCCAACGACGCAUUCGCUCGCAGGAUUCCGUGGAGAAGCCCGAGGAUGUGAUCGAGCGGUUGAACAAGCUCAAAGCAAGGAUCUCCGGGGCUCUUAGCGAGGUGAAGGGAGUCCUAAAGCAGUACAGCACGGAGAGCGAGGCGGAGGCAGCAGGGGAGCAGAGCCAGGUGAAACCAGGUGGAGAAGAUGAAGCUGCUCCCGUCUCUUUUCGCUUUGUGAAGAAGGUGAGACGACGCAGUUACUUCGACGAAGCCGAAGAGGAAAAGGAGCAGGCUGGAGAGGCGAAUCUAGAAACUAAAGUGGAAACCACUGGAAAAGAAGUUCAGGGAAUGGAAUCGCUGAAGACUGCUAAAGAUUCUAAGAUUCAAAGAGAGCAGACACCCUUUGCCAGAGACCUUUCAGAAGUUCCCGAAAAACAUGAGGAUCACUUCAAUAAAAAUAAGGAGCUCAGUGGAAAAGAGGAAAAAAGAGAUAAUGAGAAGCUUGAAACAACUGAGGUUAGAAGUCAUAAAAUAGAAGACACUAAAAAUCAAGGGGAAACUAUUCUUGAAAGUCAAGAUGGCCAAUCGCCCAAGGACCAGGAUAAUCUAGAUGGUGAAGCCAUAAAAAUUAAAGCACAACAAGAAAACAUUAGGGAUCACACUAACAAAUCCCAUAUCAAGGAGUCCGUAGAUCCACAAAUUUUAGAUGUUAAGCAGGAACCUCCUAAAAUGAAUGGAGAAUUGUCCAAGACAGCAGAUAAAAUCAAUCAACCUGAGAAGAGCAAGACCCAGGCCAAAAUUGAGUUCCUGGCCAAGGUGCAGAGUGAACUCAAAUCCAAAACAUCCAAGGAAGCAACUACUAAGGAAGAAACUUACAAAGAGGAAACUUCUACUAAGGAUGCACCACAUAAAGAAGUAACGUCCAAAGAAGCUGCCACCAAGGAAAUAACUUCAAAGGAAACAACUCUCAAGGAGGCCUCCCCCAAAAAACUAACCCACAAGGAAAAAGUGUCCAAGGAAUCUGCAUCCAAGGAACUAAGCCCAAAAGAACCCACAGAAGAAUCAACAAAAAAAGAUCUUUCACCAAUAAAAUCAUCAGAAUCCGAGAUGCCAGAUGACUCACCCGCAUCGCAACCACCACCCAAGAUCAAGAAGAAAGUCAUCGUGAAGGUGAAGAACCCCAGGCGCGCCUCGAUCGCCGCCGUGGAGCCAUCCAAGAUCAAGGUGGAGCCGGCCGUCGAGCAGAUCGAUGCUCUCAUCACUCAGCGGCGACCCUCCGAUUCCGAAGCGAUUGUCAAGCGCAAGAAGAAGCUGAAAUUGAUGGGCGACACGGCAGCCACAGCCACAGCCACAUCUUUAACCACAUCCCCAAGAGCCACCUCAUCAGGAGCAACAAAAGAUACCAUUGCCGAGGAGACGACGGCGUUGGCGGUGGCGACUGCGCCAGAGGUCACCGCUGUGCCAGCCAAGUUGCCCAGUGCCAAGAGCGACCAAGGGGAAGCUACAGCAGAGGCGACAUCUGCAACACCUCCAAUCGAUGGUGAUCCGCCAGAGAUUGGCAAUCUAGCGCCAGCAGGCGAUCGCAACAGACGCGCCAGCCUGAAACUAGCGGAGUUGGUGGGUGAGACGGUGCUGGUGGUGCCGGCAGCCAGUGCAGCAGGAGGCCCCAAAGAUCCAGAGUCCAAGUGCGAGCCCGAGUCCAAAGAACCCAUCGAUCAGCAGGAGAGGCAGCUGCAACAGGUGGCCAUCGCCGCUGACAUUGCGCCGCAAAUAGCACCAACAUUGAGGCACGAAGAGUCAUCGGCAGAGCCAUCGGAGCAGGCAGCUACAAAAGCCGGAGAACAGGCGCCUCCCGGCGACAGUCUAGCCACCAUGCCGGAGCUGAAAGUACUCGCCGGUCCGGUGCAGCCCGUCAAGAUCGAGACGGUGGAGCAGCCCCACGAUGAGGGCAAGAACCAGGAGCCCCUUGUAAAGAAGAAGGCUGUGCAUCUGAAGAAGCUGGUGCGCAAGAAUUCCCUGGACAAGGACCCGGUGAAGCAGGAGCAGAAGCAGCUGAGCAACAUACUCCGGGACAGGAACAAGAUCAACGAGCUGUCCUCCAGGAUCAACAAGCUCACGCCGCCCAAGAAGCAGGUGAAACCAAAAGAGGAGGAAAAGAAGGCGCCAGUGGUGGUGAUUGCUGGGGAGGAUAAGCCCAAGCCUGAGGAAGCAGCUCUUUCAGAGGAAGUCCCAGCAGAAAAUGAGGAAGUUCUGCAACCCGAACCCGAAGUGGAACCCGCGCCGGUGCCUAAGAAGCCCAGGAAGGUUAAAAAGAAGGUGAUCAUCAAGCGGCAGAAGCGUCGCCUCUCCGUGGGAGACACCUUCUUCCUGCAGCCGGAGCCCGAGGAGCCGGCCAUCCCCGAGGUGGAGACCAUCGAGCGAGCCAUAGCCUAUGUGACGGACGACGAGGAGGACACCAAGGCGGAGGCACCUCAGGAGGAGGAGCAAGAGUCCGUGAAACCCCUCAAAUCCUGCCUGCACGUAAGGGAAUACAAGAUCGGAGACCUAGUGCUCUAUGCGGAACGCUAUCGAAAGACCCAGGUGCGCUGGAAGCGCGGACGAGUGCUGGAGAGGAUCACCAGCAUUUCGUACAAGCUGGAAAUCGAGGGCAAGGAGGUGCCCGCUCACGUUAGCUACAUCAAGAAGUACACCGGCCGCAAGGUGCGCUUCGGGAACAAGGAGUACCUGGAGAUCGACUACGAGCAGGUGGCCGAGGAGGAGCGCCGGGCGGCCAGCUACAGCAUAUGGAACAUGGUGUAGAUGGAGCUUUCUACAAAAGGUUACCAUAUUUAUACCCCACCCCGAGUGGUGUCCAGUGUCCAGCCAUCUUUGAGUGGAAUUAAAAAAUUGUUCGCCAUGCGAGGUAAUUUUUUAAGGAUCUCAACUCGACAUUCAGUUACGUUAUAGUGAUUCGUCCUAGUCCUAGUGGUAGAUCUUAGCGUUACAUCCUAGUGUUUAGUGUAACUUAUUCCAGGCCGUUCGUUUACAUCUUAAGUACUCUGUAUGUGUAAAUAUAAACAAGCUAUUUAAUGUUAAAUAAAGCGGAAAAUAUUUCAGUUA
This is a messenger RNA of Drosophila biarmipes, 5089 nucleotides long. Its product is annotated as titin. Lineage: Eukaryota; Metazoa; Arthropoda; Insecta; Diptera; Drosophilidae. The record is from RefSeq and is a predicted model, not a curated record. The coding region runs from base 95 to 4789 and encodes 1564 amino acids. The transcript has a single exon.